This is a messenger RNA of Vigna radiata var. radiata (mung bean), 1266 nucleotides long. Its product is annotated as BURP domain-containing protein BNM2A. The transcript is spliced from 2 exons. Lineage: Eukaryota; Viridiplantae; Streptophyta; Magnoliopsida; Fabales; Fabaceae. The record is from RefSeq and is a predicted model, not a curated record. Bases 148 to 1032 code for a protein of 294 amino acids.
AAAUGAGGUAAAUGAAAACAUGUAUCGAAUGUAAAAUGAUUGGUCCGUGAGCAAUUCUUUACAGGACCUGUUUAGAGCCACUAUAGGAUGGUGGUUUUGUUAUCGUAGCAAAGUUGAAGAUAGUGUUCAGAGCAUGCAAGCAGAAACAUGGGCGAAAAAUAUAAGCCGUGGAUCAUCUUUCUUCUUCUACUGAUAAUCACGCGUUCUAGAGCCAGGGAAUUGGUUGGAAGUGGAGCAGUAAACAAAAUCUUGGAAGCAAUCUCUGAUGAGAAUCAUGAAACAGUGCACACAGAACAUGAACAUGCACAUGUUCAUUCCCACAUGGAUCACAUGGACCCUUCUGUGAUGGUGUUCCUCACCUUUGAAGAUUUGAAGGUUGGAAAAACAAUGGCAGUUUAUUUUCCCAAGAGGGACCCUGCAACCUCCCCCAAGUUAUGGCCGAGAGAAGAAGCUGAGUCACUCCCUUUCUCAUUGAACGAACUCCCAUACCUCCUGAAAAUCUUCUCUUUUUCUCCAAACUCUCCCCAAGCAAAAGCCAUGGAAGACACCCUGAGGGAAUGUGAGAGUAAAGCCAUCAAAGGAGAGGUAAAGUUCUGCGCCACCUCUUUAGAAUCAAUGCUUGACUUUGCUCAAACCAUUCUUGGCUUCACACACGAACUUCAAGUUUUCACCACCUCCCACCAAACCAAAUCCAGUGUCACUUUCCAAAACUACACUUUCGAAAACAUAGUAGAGAUCCCAGCUUCCAAGAUGGUGGCUUGCCACACCAUGCCUUACCCUUAUGCUGUUUUCUACUGUCACAGCCAAGAAAGUGAGAACAAGAUGUAUAAGGUGGCGCUUGGUGGUGAAAACGGGGAUAGGGUGGAAGCUAUGGUUGUUUGUCACAUGGAUACCUCCCAUUGGGGUCAUGGUCAUGUUUCAUUUCAAGUUCUCAAGGUUGAACCAGGAACCACUUCUGUGUGCCACUUUUUCCCAGCAGAUAAUCUCAUCUUGGUUCCCAAACCUGAACAGCACGGUCUUGCAACCAUGUGAUGAUGUGAAUGUUUUGUGCUUACGCACGUUGUUUCUGAUGUCUGCUUGCUACAAUAAGUACUGUGUCUGGAGCUAAUAGUUAAUACAAAACUUGUUAUGGGUAUGUGUAAAUUGUCUACUUAUGAACAAGAGGUUCAGGCUUGUACAACUACAAAACUUCUAAGGACCUAUGAGUCUAAUAAGUCGUGAAAAAAAUAUUACUACUUAAUAAACUAUAUAACAUACUGAGUUAUA